AUGUGGGCCCCUCAGGCUCUCAAAAGCCCCUCUUCUGUGGACUUUGACGUUUCGGGGGGCCCCCGGCCUCCUUUUACUCCUUCACAAGUGGGGGGGGGCCCCCCCAAGCCCCCCUCCGCGCGCAGCCCUGCUGCAGCUUCGCCUCUGGAGGGCCUCCUGGGCCUGGGCCCUGACCUGCACCUCCAGGGGCCCCAGGGGCCCCAGGGGCCCCAGGGGCCCCAGGGGGCCCCUUUGUCCUCUCCGGGGUCGUUUGCGGGGCCCCCGGGGGCCCCCGGGGGCCCCGGGGGCCCCGGGGGCCCCGGGGGCCCCUGGGGCCCCCAGGCCAACAGCCCCUUCUCACCUGCAGCAGCUGCGGGGGCCCCCGCUAGCCCGCAGCUUGCUGCAGCAGCAAGUGCCCUCCAAGACCCCACAAAGCUGGCUGGGGGCCCUUCUCCCAGGGGGCCCCCAGAGGGUACUGGGGGGCCGGGGGGCCCCCUUUGGGGGGGGGCCCCUCUGGGGGGCCCCCCAGCCUCCAGCUCGCCGCAGCUUGUGCUGCCGCAGCGGCAGGCACUGGACGCAGCUGGACUGCAGCAGCUGCAGCACGGAAGCCCCCAACUGCAACUGCAGCAGAAGCAGCAGCAGCAGCAGCAGCAGCAGCAGCAGCAGCAGCAGCAAGAGGUGCUGGCUGACACUUGGGGAGACUGGGAGUCGACCCCAGUGGCGGAGCAGCAGCAAGGCCCUGCUGCUUCGCUGAAACUUCAAGGUGCUGCAGCAGCUAUAGAAGCAGCAGACACACAGCAGCAGCAGCAGCAGAAGCAGCAGCAGCAGCAGAAGCAGCAGCAGCAGCAGCGGGGAGAUGAAUCUUUUGGGGACAUGCAGCAGCAGCAGCAGCACCAGGAGCCGCCGCCUUCUUCGCACUUUGUGCUCACCAGUGAGCUGCAGCAGCAAAACGCUGCAGCAGCAGCAGCAGCGGAUAUCCAGCAGCAGCAGCAGCAGCAGCAGCAGCAGCAGCAGCCACAAACUCUUGGAGUGUGGGAAGAGUGGAAGCAAGAUACCCCUUCCCCUGCUCUUUCUCCUUUUCCGGAUUCACCAGAGGCAGCAAAUAAUAAGCAACAGCAGCAGCAGCAAGAGCAGCAGCAGCAACAGCAGCAGCAGCAGCAGCAGGACGAGGAGCAGCAGGUACAGUCGCCUGAAACGGCUUUGGGUGCGUGGCAGCAGCAGCAGCGGCCAGCCUCGUUGGAGCAGCAGCUGCUGCAGCAGCAGCAGCAGCACUCCCAGCAGCAGCAGCAGCAGCAGCAGCAGGAUGCUGCAGCUUCCCCGCGUCUUGCUGCUGAGGCCCUAACGCCGCAGGGGGCCCCCCAGGGGGCCCCCAAGAGUGCAGCAGCAGCAGCAGCAGCAGCAGCAGCAGCAGCAGCACAUGCAUCUUCCGUUGGGGCCCUCCAGGACCCAUUACCUUCUUCACCAUGGCAGCAGCAGCAGCAGCAGCAGCAGCAGCAGCAGCAGCAGCAAUCCAACAGCCAGCCAGUCACCCCACAGAGUCCUCACGAGGCCCCUCUGGGGGCCCCCCAGGGGGCCCCCCUGCGGGACCCUCUGGGGGCCCCCCUGGGGUCUCCCCUGGGGGCCCCUCGGGGGCCCCCUGAGGGGACCCCCCGGGGGGCCCCCCCAGGGGGCCCCCUGGGUCAGGAGUCUCAGGGGGGCCCCCAAGAGGGUCUGGGGGCCCCCGAAGGGGCCCCUCAGGAGGGCAAGGGUGGCCCCCAGGGGCCCCAGGGGGGCCCCCAGGGGCCCCUUCAAAAGGCCCCCUUGGGGUUUCCCAUAGAAAUCUCGGGGCCCCCCAGGGCCCAGGGGGACUCUGGGGGGCCCCCGGGGGCCCCCGUGACCCCCGAAGCCUUUUGGGGGCCCCCAGCAGCAAAGCCAGGGGGGCCCCCCGAGGCUGGGGGGCCCCCCGAGGCUGGGGGGCCCCCCGAGGCUGGGGGGCCCCCCGAGGCUGGGGGGCCCCUCCAAAAUGGGGAAAGUGCUGCUGCUGCUGCUGGGGUCCGUUCGGGUCUGUGGCAUCCUCCCCACCAGGACCCCCCAGCAGCAGCAGCAGCAGCAGCAGCAGCAGCAGCAGCAGCAGCAGCGGGAGCAGCAACACCGCAGGCGCUGCUGAGUUUGCGCGUUGCAGGGGUAGACAGCAGAGAGACUUCGGGGCCCCACGAGCUGGAUAGGGGGCCCCCCUUGGGGGCCCCCCUGGGGGCCCCCCUGGGGGCCCCCCUGGGGGCCCCCCUGGGGGGCCCCCUGGGGGGCCCCCUGGGGGCCCCCCUGGGGGCCCCCUCGGGGGAGGCAGCAGGGCGCAGCAGCAGCGAAGCAGCAGCGCAGCAAGAGGGGGGCCCCCCUUGCAUGCGUUCUGGGGAAGCUGUGGGGCCCUGCCGCAGCUCUUCAGAUCUUGCUUCAGCUUUUUCGCCUCCUGAGGGGCCCCCAGAAGCAGAAGAAGGUGACCCUGCUGCUGCUGCUGCUGCUGCUGCUGCUGCUGCUGAGGGCCGGGGCGCAGCGGCAGCAGCAGCAGCUGCUGCUGCAGCAGCUGCUGCAGUGCGGCAGCUGUCGGGACAGCCGGAGGCGCAAGAGAGCGAGCUGCAGGAGCCGAAGCAAGAGCAGCAGCAAGGCGCUGCUUCCCCAGCAGCAGCAGCAGCAGCAGCAGCAAGCGCAGCAGCAGCAGCAGCAGCAGCAGCAAGCCGAGCAACCACCUCGGACGGGAGUGAUGGCCCUCGCGAGGCCCAGCAGACAUCUCCGGCCUUUGCCUCUGCUGCAGCUUCCACGCAGCAGCAGCAGCAGCAACAGCAGCAGCAGCAGCAGCAACAGCAGCAGCAGCAGCAGCAGCAGCAGCAGCAGCCAGCUGCCAGUGGGGGCGCUGCCAGCAGGCUGCUGCGGGCUUUGCCCUUCAGCUUCGGCGUGCUGCGGGGCAGCGGGAAGCAGCAGACAUCGCCGUCGCCUGCAGCAGCAGCAGCAGCAGGAGGAGCAGCAGGAGCAGCAGCAGCAGCAGCAGGUUCGCGGUCUUCCGGCGGUCCCCAAGGGCGCACGGAGUUCGAGCGGCUGCUGCAGCAGCAGCAGCAGCAGCAGCAGCAGCAGCAGCGGCAGCGGCAGCAGGAGGGCCCUGGGGAGAGCAGCGCAGCAGAGGCCCCCGAGGCCCCUGGGGGCCCCCUGUCUCCGGUGCGGGGCCCCUUCUCCUCGCGAGCCCCUGCUGCUGCUGCUGCUGCUGCUGCUGCUGCUUCCCCGCUGCAGCAGCAGCAGCAGCAGCAGCGCCCCGCGUCGCCGUCCGUCGCGGCGCCCGCGCGCGGAGCAGCAGCGCCCGCGCCCGCAGCAGCAGCAGCAGCAGCAGCAGCAGCAGCAGCAGCAGCAGCAGCAGGGGCCCCCGCGAGGCCCCGAACUCCCUACAACUUCUGCGCAGAUUCGUGGAGGCUUUUCCCCUCGGGGUGUCUCGACAGGAAGCAGCAGACUUGCUGCAUGCAUUCAUUUCCAAAACACAACUCCAACUCCUCCGCACUCCCGCCUUCGGGGGGGGCCCCCUGGGGGGCCCCCGGGGGGGCCCCCGAGGGCGCGUGGGAGGCUGCGGAAGUGGGCGAGGGUUUGGAGAGGUUUUUGAUUCAAAAGUUGUUUUCAGUUUUGCCGAAAGAAACGGAAGAAGAAAGAAAAGAAGAUUUGGAACUUGACAGAAAAAUAAAAUGCUUGUCUUGGAUCCAACCCCACCACCUCGAGAUCCCCCACUGGGGGGCCCCCCGGGGCCCCCGGGGGCCCCCCGCAGCAGCAGCAGCAGCAGCAGCAGCAGCGGCAGCGGAGGGGGGGGCUGCGGCGCCGUCCCCGGGCGAAGACGGCUCCCCAGCAGCAGCAGCAGCAGCAGCAGCAGCAGCAGCAGCGGGCUCUGGGGCGGCGUCGCCCGCACCAGCAGCAGCAGCAGCAGCAGCAGCAGCAGCAGCAGCAGCAGCAGCAGCAGCAGCAGCAGCAGCGGAGGAGCUGCCGGAGGUGCAGCAGGCGGGGCUGGAGCUGCUGAAGGUGGACCGGCUGCGGGCGCCGAAAGACAAGCUGCGGGCAGUGGUGAAUUGCUCCAGCAUUUUGCUGGCAGCAGCGCAGCAGCAAACUGCUGCUGCUGCUGCUGCUGACGAUUUGCUGCCGCUGCUGAUCUUCACUUUGCUGCGCGCCCGCCCGCCGCGCCUCUGCAGCAACCUCCAGUUCGUUGCGGUGUACAGACACCCCGAGCGCAUGCAGGGGGGCCCCGAGGCUUACUUCUUUACUCAUCUUUCUGCUGCAGUUUCGUUUUUGAAGUCUUUGGGGGCCCCGGGGGCCCCCGGGGUGUCUCUCCGGAUGGACUCUGGGCUUUUUGCCCGCAGAAUGGCAGCAGCAGAACGCGCGCUGCAGCAGCAGGAGCAGCAGGAAGCUGCUGCUGCUGCUGCUGCUGCUGCGGCGGCAGCAGCAGCGGAGCGCGCGCCGCAGCAGCAGGGCGCUGCUGCUGCUGCUGCUGCUGCUGCUGCUGCUGCAGCAGCAGGGGGGGACACCGGGACGGGUACUGCGCUGGCUGCUGCAGCCACGGCCCUUUCCUCCCUCGAGCUGCUGCAGAAAGAGGCCCAGGGGGGCCCCCAGGGGGGGCCCCCGGGGGGCCCCCAGGGGGGGCCCCUGGGGGGCCCCCUGGGGGGCCCCCUGGGGGGGCCCCUGGGGGGGCCCCUAGGGGGGCCCCGCGGGGCGCUCGCGCUGCAGGUGGAGAGCAGCAACCACCUGCUGCAGCGGCAGCGGCUGCUGCAGCAGCAGCAGGUGCGGCUGCUGCUGCAGCAGCUGCUGCGGCUGCCGCGGAGCUUCCAGGGUGUACGUACAGCUGGGCAGCUAAGAGUGGCCGAACUCGAGGCCCUUUUGGGCGAAUAUAAAGAGCUGUCUGAAGCAGCAGCAAAAGCUGCGCUGCUGCUGCAGCAGCAACUCCGCAUUGACCAGGAAGCUGCCAGGCUGCAGCAGCAAAUGCAGUCCCCAGACUCCCCCCACUAA
Eimeria necatrix is the source of this 4980-nucleotide messenger RNA. RefSeq names its product vacuolar sorting protein 9 domain-containing protein, putative. The transcript is spliced from 2 exons. The record is from RefSeq and is a predicted model, not a curated record. Gene Ontology annotation, biological process: vesicle-mediated transport. Lineage: Eukaryota; Apicomplexa; Conoidasida; Eucoccidiorida; Eimeriidae. Gene Ontology annotation, cellular component: cytosol; endocytic vesicle. Bases 1 to 4980 code for a protein of 1659 amino acids. Gene Ontology annotation, molecular function: small GTPase binding; guanyl-nucleotide exchange factor activity.